UAUUAUAGCGGCUAACUCAUUCUAUAUUUUAUUUACAUUAUUAUUGUUCUUUGCCAUUGAAAUAUACUUUCAGUGAAUUGAAAUAAAAAUAUUUUAUUACUAGUAAUUAUAAUUGUGCAUGCAGUAAAACCACUAUCUCAAUAAAACUUUUAAUAAAUUUUUCAAUGCCCAACAUUUAUAUUCUAUAAAUGAUAGUAUGGCAGAUGAGCGUAAUUUUCGCUCUUCCUAUUAUGAAAAAGUAGGAUGCCGGGGUGUAGAAGAGAAAAAAUCUUUGGAAAUACUCAUGAAGGAGAAACCUUGGGAUAGAGUUAAGUUGAAACAGUUUUGUCUACGAUUUUCUGUUCCAGCGGCUUACAGACAAUUAGUAUGGAAAGUGUUACUUGAUAUCCUGCCAGUGUAUCCAGACUCACAUCUGUUUGUAACAAAGCAACGGACAGAGCAAUAUGAUGAUUUAUUGUAUGCGGUGGAAAUGCUAAGACUAGUUGAGAUGGAUGCUCCCCGCAGCAAAAUCCUAUUUGAAAUGUGGCUACUGGAGAAUGAGGAAAGAAAACCACCAAUAUUUCCAGAAACAAACUUCUCUUCUGCUGACACAUUUAUACCUAUAGCAGAGACCUUACUAGAGUUGUAUGCAGAAGAAGUAGAUAUUUACUGGAUAACAAAGAGCCUGACAGAUGUAGUCAGAAACAUGCAAAAGGACUUGUGUAAACUUAAGGAAGCAUUCCUAACUAUGUUGGAGAAAGAAGAUGAUGAGCUUUAUAACCAUCUCUUAGACAUUAGUGCUCUGGAAGUAUUACCAUUAACAAAGUGGUUCAAUUGCUGUUUUGCUGGAGUUUUAGAUGAUACUUCUUUAACAAAAAUAUGGGACAAAAUUUGUAGUGGUGCUCCAAAAAUUUUAUCAUUUGUUGCUGUUAUGUUAGUAAUAACUUUGAGACGAAACAUAUUGAAGGCGAAAAACCCAGAUGAAGUUCUCAAAUGUGUUUCUGAGAUUCCAGAACAAUGUGAAGAAGUUGUUGCUAACAAAGCGAUUGAUCUUUGGCAAUAUUACGGUGCUCAACCACAAAAUGAUCAGUUAGCAAAGAAAUGAUGUAUGACCUUCUAAUGGGUUUAUCUCAUUAGAAGUAAAAGAAAGUUAUAAUUAAUAUGGACAUUGGUGUUUCAAAAUUUAAAAUAAAAAAAUAAUAUAAAAGAAUAUAUGUGCUUUGAGUACUUAUAGUAAAUAAUAUAUUAAAAAUACUUUAUUAAUAUUUGGUCUAGAAAUUUGGCUUUAAAAUUAUGGA
This is a messenger RNA of Achroia grisella, 1277 nucleotides long. It is a transcript of the gene TBC1d7, whose product is annotated as TBC1 domain family member 7. The record is from RefSeq and is a predicted model, not a curated record. Gene Ontology annotation, molecular function: GTPase activator activity. The coding region runs from base 197 to 1084 and encodes 295 amino acids. The transcript has 6 exons. Gene Ontology annotation, biological process: negative regulation of TOR signaling; activation of GTPase activity. NCBI's taxonomy places the organism in Eukaryota, Metazoa, Arthropoda, Insecta, Lepidoptera, Pyralidae.